GAGACCCAUAAUAUCCAAUAUUUUCCAAACAUUAAUUGCAAAAUAGAUUAUUUGGCAUGAGGUUAUUACAGCCUUGAAUAGGUCAAUAGGUCAAAAAAAAGGGAACAACAAAAAGAAACACAUUAAAGUCAAAGAUCUGUUGUCACUGCAUUUUGCCAAAAGUCAACAUGAAACUAUCAACAUGUGAAGAAUAAAUAAAGUCACUGCUAAUAAAAAGCUACAGAAAGUCAGAUUUAGCUGUAUUCAGUCUUGUGUAAAGCCGCAGUGUUCAGCUCCACAGAAUUAACAAAAAAAAACAAAAAACUGUGUAAACACAUGUAAACACUGAGAUGUACUGUUGAGGAUCAGAACAGCAGCAGUUGCAGAAAACCUGACAAUAUUCACGUUUCAGGCGAUAAAACCUUUUUCUGUAAAACAUAAACAUCUGUCUCUACCUUUAAAAUAACAAACCAACAAUGAAACGUGUGAAAUGUUUAAAAAGAGCUCACGGCGGAGUUUAUUAGAGGUACGAGGCUGUCUGCUCGCGGUCACAAACACAGCGCACAGCCAGCAGAGGGGCGGGGCCGCACGUGGACUGUUUGUCGUGAGGAAAUGUUGAGGAGAUCCCCAUGGCAACCGGGCAGCCGUAGGAGCUCCGCUACCGUAUUUAAAGCAGCUUCAAUGGAGCGGCGCCAGUCUCAGCCGUCCGAAGUCAAGAUGGCCAAUCACGCCAAGCUCUCUCUGACUGUUUCUGCCACUUUGCAUUUCUCUCUGCUGAUCCUCUACGAGCUCCGCGCCGAGAUGGUGGACGCCUGCGAGCACCAGAACCUGACCACCAGCGAACAGGCUGCCCAGCAAAUGCACGAGCUCCGCCCGGCCGCCUCCAGGUGUCUCAGCGCCGAGAAGGUGAAGGCCCGCGAGCGAAAGUUUGACGUCAACCUGAAGAAGCUCGACCUUCAGCGCGACGCCCGCGAGCACCAGGAGCUCACCACCUGCGAACAGGCUGCCCAGCAAAUGCACGAACUCAACGGCCGCGCGCUGUCUCCGUGGCGUUACUACAUAGACCGAAACGACAGCAGGUAUCCACGUGACAUCAUCUUUGCCGAGUGCCUUUGUAAGGGAUGCAUCAUCGACGGGCGCGAGGUGAACGACUACAACUCUGUGGAGGUUCGGGCUCCGAUGGUGGUCCUGAUGAAGACCAAGUGUAAGGACGCAGACACAUAUCGAGUCCAGAAGACGCGUAUCGAAGUCCCGGUGGGCUGCACUUGUGUAAGGCCCAAAAUUACUAAGUGAUCUGAGAAACUAAGCUUUACUCACACUGAAGGCCAUUUAUAGCUGUGCAGCACCUUCACUUACACUAUAAGAAUAUUUAUCACAGCUUUCUGCCUGCAUGUGAAAAUGUUUUCUGUAAGUAGUAGUAGAAGAUUUUCUGUCCUGAAGCUGCCAGUCCACACCACAAUAUGUCAGCAACUAUCCAGGCCCGUUUUGGUCUGGAUAGUUGAGAGAAACUAACCGUGAUCGGUCAUUCUGGAGUCUUAAUCAUAAACAGCACCAACACUAAAGCGCAGACAGACUCAGAGGCUUCACGUCCUCAAAGAGCCUCAGACCUUUGCUGUGUGACAGAAAACUAUUACAGCUGCUGCGCUGCUUUGUGCAAAUACAUAUCAAGCUUAUUUAAUAUAGCACUUUAUCUCCAACUACCUGUAACUUUCCUUCGUCAUUCAGACGUUACUUGCAAGUGAAAACUGGUGGUGAUUUCUUUUUGUUUAAAACUGAGUUGUGAUGAAGACGGAUCCAUCAUCCGUCCGAGCGUCAGUCUGCUCUGUAGAGUUUAAUGAGUGACUUAAAUCAGGCAGGACUGCAGUCAGUCAGGUUUUUUGAUUAUUUCUUGGAAUAACUCGUCUGAAAGCAGCUUGUUUCCACCUUUCAGUAAACGUCCAACCAACAGACCAGAAACUCCAAAGAAAGUGAGAUUUCUUCCCAUGUUUUUUUAAAAUUAAAAAGUCUCUUUUUCCUCACACGGUUAAAACUGUAAGACCUGCAGGUUUAACCUCUGAAGCACAGAGACUUCACCAAAGACACGAGGAUGUGCUUUCACACUUUAGUAUUUAUUUUGUUGUAUUUUAUUGUAUUUUUUGAGUAGUUUGCACAUGCAGAUUAAUGUGAAAUGCCACUAAAGCAGAGUGCCGCUGUAGCUUCACUUUAUGCCAGAGCGGCUGGAAGCGUGAACAGAAGAUGAAUAGUUCAACAUUUGGGCAAAUUUGAGGCCAGGAGACGUUAGCUUAGCUGAGCACGAAGCCUCGAGUUUUAAUGCAACGAUGAGUCCAAGGGAAGAUUUUAGUAUGUUUCAUUUACCAAAGAAGAAGCAGAGAGACAGUCAGCUGAUCGACUGUUUCACCGUCAGUAACAGCAUCAUGUAAAUGCACUGAGUUUACUAAGGAAGAGUCCAUAAUUACUGUCGGGACUUCAAAUAAAUAUGUUUUUAAUGUGACUAAUGUUGUUGUCAGAUGGAUGCAGAGCAGUAAAAAGCUGGUGAGGUCUCUGACCUGCAGCAGAGUAAAAGUCAGGAUGCUCGAGCUCGGAACAAGUGGCUGAAAAUCCUCUAAAGCUGACUUGGUUUGGAUCCUGGCAGAAACGCUGUGAGCCUUUACAGAGACGCACCUUUUUCUGCUCAGCUUAGCAAACAGCUUCAUGGCUCCACAUUUAGCAGAGCGAUGUGAGAGCGGUCCGACCCCCUCAAGCUGUGAAGGAAUCAAAUGUUAAACUAUGCAAAACAGGACAGUAUUGGGCACAUGCACAAUAUGAAGAAGCUGCACAUGAAUUAGCUUUAAAGAGACUAAAAAGUAAUGAAGAGAGGAGAAUGAAUGUGAAGAAAUGUUUUAGUUUCACUAUAUUUCUUUGAGAUAUUGUUCAUGUUUUUAUUUAUUUGUAUUUUCAUGUGAGGUAAUGAUGCAGAUUUGAUCCCUUUGAAGAGAUUUUUAAAGCUGUUUUUGUCAAACUGUCAGUUUCUGCUGGAUAAAGGUGUAAAGCAGGGGUGUCAGACUCAGUUUGCAUUGUGGCCACAUACAGCCCACCCUGUGUUAAAAGGCCCGGACCAGUGAAAGUGGCCUUUCUGUCAGCGUAAAGAAGCUUAAGUACAUAUUUAAUCCCUGACAUGUGUUCAUAUGAGACCAAGAAGGGCAGUCUGCACAGUACAGCUCAGUUUUUCUACGUGAUAAAUAAAAGCAGCUGCAGGAAAGAAAGAAACCUGCCAGCCUGACUCUUUGGGCUUAAAUGUUCAGAGAGCUCAUUCCUCACACUGUACUUAUAAAACACCAAGUUUUUGUUAAUUCACAGAAAACUUUUACUGUAGUCUCAUUAUUGAAAAAAGAAAUUUUCUGCCCUCAAACUGAUUUUCUGUUAUUUUAUUUCUGUGUUAUAGUAUGAAUGUGGAUGGUGGACGUCUUUAUCAGUAAGAAAAGCUGCAAACUUACGGAAAUACAGUUAAAAGGGCAAAAUGUAUGCCUUCCUUCACUUGUUCCACCGGCCGAAUUAGAGUCUUUGCUGGGCUACUUUUGGCCCCCCGAGCCUCCUGUUUGACACCCCUGAUAUAAAGACACCUGUGAACUUUAAAAUGUGACUGUAUGACUUAAUGUGGUCUAGAUGUACCGUCAGAGCUUUGUUUUUAUUUCUGUAGAGAGUUCAGUGAUAAUGUGAAAGAGUUUUGUGCUGAUGUGAAGUCAUGUCUCCCUUCAGUCUGACAGAUUCAUUUAAUUUUAAAUUGUGAAAGCCUCCCUGACUCCUGUGCGGCUGCUCGUCUCACCUCAAAACAGUUCAACAUAUCCUUAAAAGAAAACUUCAUUUUACUAUUUAACUAUCAAUAAAUGAGUUUCUUUCUAUGA
Maylandia zebra (zebra mbuna) is the source of this 3860-nucleotide messenger RNA. RefSeq lists its product as uncharacterized. Gene Ontology annotation, molecular function: cytokine activity. Gene Ontology annotation, cellular component: extracellular region. Lineage: Eukaryota; Metazoa; Chordata; Actinopteri; Cichliformes; Cichlidae. The record is from RefSeq and is a predicted model, not a curated record. Gene Ontology annotation, biological process: inflammatory response.